Molecule: messenger RNA, 750 nt
Organism: Heterobasidion irregulare TC 32-1
Lineage: Eukaryota; Fungi; Basidiomycota; Agaricomycetes; Russulales; Bondarzewiaceae
Exons: 3
Coding region: 1-750 (249 amino acids)
Molecular function (GO): protein binding
Source: RefSeq, a predicted model, not a curated record
AUGGCACACUUAACCACCCCAAGCGCGAUGCGCCUUCACGAUUACUACUUGCAGGGCGGCGACAUUGUCUUUCGGGUUGAAAACUUUCUAUUCCGCAUCCACAGCUACUUCUUCGUCAGGGAAUCGCCAUAUUUCCGAGAAAAAUUACCUCACCCAUCACCUCCGGGAAGCAUAUCGUAUCUCACCUCUGACGAUAAUCCGUUUGUCCUCGAUGGAGUGUCGAGCACGGAUUUUCAGCGAUUUCUAUGGGUAUUCUACAACCCCGAGCUCUCGAUAUACAAUGCGAGCAUCGAGGAGUGGGAGUCCAUCUUGAGGCUCGCUCAUCUAUGGCAGUUCCAUAAGGUCAAGGCGCUCGCCGUACGCCAUCUCGAGAACAUCCCCAUGGAUGCCGUUCAGCGAGUCGUCCUCUAUGUCAAGAACGACGUUGAUGAAUCACUCCUUAUCCCGCCAUACGCGGAGCUGACCAUCCGGGAGUCCCCCAUCUCUCUCCAGGAGGGCAGACAGCUCGGUAUCGUGACUGCCCUGCGCCUUGCGCAGGCGCGUGAGAUCGCUCGCUCCCCACAAUCUCCUAAAGGACAUCGGAUCACAUCGCCCGUCAGCGCUGUUGGACCCGACCUCGAUUCGCUGAUUAAGAACGUGUUUGAAGUCUCCACUCGUGCACAGGGUGCUGAUGAAGGGGCUGCCGAUGGGUCAUCCACGGCGACGGAGAUAUCUCAAGGUCAAUCAAUGAUGAUUACUCUCUGCAUAUGA